AUGGUGGCUCAAUACAUACUGGCCGGCAUUGCAGCUGCGGGACUGGCGUUUUGGUACGACUUCAAAAGCUGGCAAAGACUCGGAACGGGCGGCACACCUCCAACAUUAGAAGGCUACAUUAAGAUCCGGCGAUGGGGACUCUAUUUGCUUUAUACGCGUCAGAACCUCUUGGAUGCAACACCAAUUCCCGACUCGGGUACUUCCUACAUCAAACCUCAGAAGGUUCCUGAUCGCGUCGGACGUAGACCUGGACUUACGCGUUGGACAUUACCACAACGCCAAUUACCCGAAAGGAUAACGCCUGGCGCCUCCACCACCCUUCACAAUCUGAUGCAUGAGUUCGCGAACACAGCGGCAUACUCAAAGUACAUCGAGACACGCCCUAGCAAAACGGAGGGGGGUACUGGCCCUGCCAUAUACGUAAAACCAGACAUCAAGACCAUCAACCCUGUCGCGCACAAGAUCUUCUAUGAAGUUGCGCAUGUGCACCCGGCGGAGAACUCACUUCAUGUAUAUGUGAGCCCGCAAGACGCGAAGCUGGUGAUGAAGAGGGGUUGGGGACAACGCUUCCCGGUGACUUGGUUGGCACCGCCAAGCUGGAUCAUGGUGUAUGCGCCGAGGAAUGAAGAGGAAGUUGAGAUUGUCAGGGAGAUUGUCCGCGCUGCAGUAUGCCACGCCGUCGGAAUCAAUGUGGGAGCUGGAACAUGA
This is a messenger RNA of Alternaria atra, 708 nucleotides long. RefSeq lists its product as uncharacterized. The coding region runs from base 1 to 708 and encodes 235 amino acids. The transcript has 2 exons. Lineage: Eukaryota; Fungi; Ascomycota; Dothideomycetes; Pleosporales; Pleosporaceae. The record is from RefSeq and is a predicted model, not a curated record.